AUGGAUUUUGGGGCACUGGAAACAGUGGUAGCCAAUUCUGCAUAUAUUACUGCUCGUGGUAGCUUCGAUGGGGGCUUCAAUCCUCAGAUUACUCGGAACAAGAAGUUUCGUGCCAAGCUAAAGCUGCCUCCUAUCAGCGAGUGUGAGCAUCUGAAGAAUCAGAUUGAUCUGGAAUUUGAGAAUAUUUGUGAAAAACAGCCCAUUGGCAAGAAGUUGUUCCAGGAGUUUUUGGGAACAGUUCCACAGUUUGUUCCUGCACUGGAAAUCUGGAAUAAUAUUGAGGAAUAUGAUAUAGCAGAGGAUGAGGAUCGCUUGCAGAAAGCCAACAGCAUAAUUAAUAAAUAUCUAGACACCCAUUCUAAGUAUUAUUGUCACUAUUUGGAUGAGAAGGUUACUGCACAAGUGGUGGAGGAAUGCAAUAAGGUCCCCGAUGGGCUCUUUAAACCACUGCUUCAGUCUACCUUAACUUAUUUAAUUGAAAAUGCAUUUCCCCAAUACAAGGAAAGCAAAUUAUUUUCAAGAUUCCUUCAAUGGAAAUGGCUAGAAGCUCAGCCUAUUGGAGAGGACUGGUUUAUGGACUUUAGAAUUCUUGGUAAAGGUGGAUUUGGGGAAGUGUCAGCUUCCCAAAUGAGGGCGACUGGUAAAAUGUAUGCUUGUAAGAAACUCAACAAGAAACGCUUGAAGAAGAGGAAGGGAUUUGAAGGUGCCAUGGUGGAAAAAAGAAUUCUGGCUAAAGUGCAUAGUAGAUUUAUUGUUUCUCUGGCAUAUGCAUUCCAAACAAAGAAUGAAGCCUGCUUAGUUAUGACCAUCAUGAAUGGAGGUGACCUACGGUUUCACAUUUAUAAUGUUGAUGAGGAGAAUCCCGGUCUAGAUGAACCCAGAUCAUGCUUUUAUACAGCACAGAUCAUAUGUGGGAUGGAACACUUACACCAAAACAGGAUCAUCUAUCGUGACCUCAAACCAGAAAAUGUGCUCCUGGACAAUGAUGGGAAUGUCCGUAUUUCUGACCUUGGGCUGGCUGUGGAAUUAAAGGAGAAGAAAAACAAAACCAAAGGCUAUGCAGGAACUCCAGGGUUCAUGGCCCCUGAGCUGCUGAAUGGAGAAGAAUAUGACUACUCUGUGGACUACUUCUCUUUGGGUGUCACUUUAUAUGAAAUGAUUGCUGCACGUGGCCCAUUCAGAUCAAGAGGAGAAAAGGUAGAACCUAAAGAUCUAAAGAAUCGAAUACUUAAUGACCCAGUAAUAUACACAGAAAAGUUCAGUAAGGACUGCAAAUCCUUCUGUGAAGCCUUACUGGAAAAAGACCAUAAGAAACGUAUUGGGUUUAGAAAUGGAAAUUGUAAUGAUCUACGAGUUGUUCCUUUCUUCAAAAAUAUAAACUGGAGGAAACUUGAAGCCGGUAUUCUUACACCCCCUUUUAUUCCUGACUCCAAGACAGUGUAUGCUAAGGAUAUUCAGGACGUAGGAGCAUUUUCCACAGUAAAAGGAGUCAACAUUGAGGAUAAUGAUAAGCAAUUCUUUGACGAAUUUGCUUCUGGCAACAUUCCUAUACCAUGGCAAGAAGAAAUGAUUGAAACUGGUAUCUAUGAUGAACUGAAUGCAGAAUUGAAUGACGUCAGGCGACAUUCCACUGCGAAUGACAACUCUGCUAAGUCUGGAGUAAGAAUUUAUUACAGAAAAUCACGAUAUGGACCAGAGAUACAAAGAUCAGCACCUGCAAUAAAAUCUUCUUUAAGAAAUCUUCUGCGAACAUUUAUCUUCAUGAGAGAAAGUGUUUUCCUUGUCACCAAAUUGCUUCUUGACCUAGGAUUUGCCAACGUUGGAUUUCGUAGAAAUUUGGACAUGGGACUGAUAAAAGGGUCUUUUUAUCCUCAUAUGAAUCAGCUAUAACUAUAAGGUUGGUUGCAUAGUAAUUUGGCAAAAUUCUAGAUACACCUUUGCCACCAUUUUUGUAGUUUCAAUGAAAAUUUUACAAAUGUAGAAGACAAUGGAAGAAAUGGAAGACUUUAAAUAUAAAGUCGUGGUAAGUAUGAAUGAAACAAAUUGUGCAAACAAGAAAGCUUGUCUUAAAGUCCUUUUUACGGUAUUUUAUUAUUAUUUAUUUUACAUGUGCAUAUAUGUAAGGACGAUGGUGUUUAUAUUAUAUCCCAAUGCGGAGGAUGAAUAAACAUUUGUUAAUACAUAUACAUGUCCAUA
Messenger RNA from Hyla sarda, 2196 nucleotides. RefSeq names its product G protein-coupled receptor kinase 1 (gene GRK1). Gene Ontology annotation, molecular function: rhodopsin kinase activity; ATP binding. Gene Ontology annotation, cellular component: cytoplasm. The transcript is spliced from 8 exons. Gene Ontology annotation, biological process: regulation of opsin-mediated signaling pathway; protein phosphorylation; visual perception. Lineage: Eukaryota; Metazoa; Chordata; Amphibia; Anura; Hylidae. Bases 1 to 1890 code for a protein of 629 amino acids. The record is from RefSeq and is a predicted model, not a curated record.